AUGCAUGCAGGAAAUGCUCGCGAUUGCCAAGCGGACAGCCGAGAUAAAUUGGGAAGCCGUCAAACGCAGGCGAUCCGCCAGGGAGAGAUAGCAAGAACGACGGCCGCGGCGGCAGAUCUGUCGACACCGACUGCCAAGGCAGUGGCCACAACAACGGCUUCUGGUGCCUCGCGUUACACCGUUCCUUCUCCGGCGCCGGAAACUCCCGGUGUGGCUGCACAGAACCCUGUAGUCGUACCGUCGUGGCAACGACCUACCUCCACAACGACCGCUGAUACUCUGGGCAGCGAGCACAACACGCUGGGCGACGAGUCCCUGGAACUCCGUGGAACUUUAGCAUCUGAAGCGCGAGAACCGACGAAUAUUGUUGUCCAGGUGGAGAGCCGUAGUGCUAACCGCCGCAACGAUGUCUUGGCGAAUUCUAGCGGACAAGACGAAGAGCAAGAGGAGACAAAUGACUGCGACGGGGACGUUGGGACCGACACAAUCGUGAACGCACCGUACAACAGCGGUGUUAACAGCGGUGUUGAUGCUGGUGCCGGUGCCGGUGCUGGUGCUCAUCACAACCGACGAUCUGUUACAGAGGCUACAUCGGAUACGAAACAAGCUGAAGGAGGAUGGGCAUUCGCCACGAGCGCCGUGUCGGGGGCGGAAAUCGAUCGGGGUAACGGCGAACCGGUUGCGGCGGUGGCGACGGUAGGGCUGUUUGGAAAGGACAAACGUCCCCAGCAUAGUGAUGCACUUUCUGUCCCCGACGAUGAAGAGGAAGGGGAGGGAAGGGAGAAUAACUACGGUGGCAAUGGCCACAGUCGAACGGGCGAUGAGGCUGUGGUGAACGCGGCGGGGGAUGGGGCUACUUGGAAACCCGACGACUCCCUGGCCUCCUCGAUCCCAGCCGAGACACACAUUCGACCAAUGCCUAGUUUUUCCUCGUCGGAUGCCUCUGUUGUCGACGAACAACUUCUAGAAGACUUCGGCGAGGAUAAACCGAGAAUGUCGUCUACCAAACAGCUGCCAGACAAAAGCGGCGACCGACAUCACGCGGCGGUGAAAGAAGCGGCGUUUACCGACAGGGAGGAGGACGAUGACCAAGAGAAAUUCGAUGCCGGGGCGACGCGAACGGCGAAAUCCGUUUUAGCGAUGUUGACGCCGGUCGUCACCCCUCGCGAAGAACUAGCCGAAAGUGCUUCCAUGAGUUCGAGUAAUACCGCCGCCGCUGGUGGUCUUGCAGCGCAGGCGUCCGUGGGGCGCUUUUCUGAGUGGGACGACGAUGAUCACAAUGGCGGAGAUUCUGGAACCGACGAAGGUCGCGUGCCACCUUCUUUUGAGCCCCGGCCGACAUCGGCGUCGGACUUUCUGGAUGGAUCUACAAGGAACGCCAGUGGCAGAGGUUCCCUUGGCGCAGUAAACAGCCGCGGUGUGGUUACGAGUGACUUGGACGGCGGAGUGGUUGAGAGCACUGCCAUGGGGACGGCGGGGGAAGUGGCGACAGAGGAAGGUGUUGAAGGCAAGCUUGCUGACGACGGGCAGGGGCCUACCGCUAUGCUGUCGGUUGUGGGGGACCCUGAGGUGUGGGUGGCACUGCUAUGGUUGCUCGUGCGAAUGCCUUCGAGGGCAGUGUAA
Ectocarpus sp. CCAP 1310/34 is the source of this 1623-nucleotide messenger RNA. Lineage: Eukaryota; Phaeophyceae; Ectocarpales; Ectocarpaceae. The record is from the annotation of a GenBank genome assembly.